AUGGCAAAGGAAAAUGUCCUUCACAUGAAGGGUGGUGUGGGAGAAACAAGCUAUGCAACUAACUCCUCACUUCAGAAUUCUUCAGCUGGAGAAAUUAAGAAUUUUGUGCAGAAUAUGGAUGGUAAUUUUUCUCCAAGCCCUGAUGUCUUUAGGGCGCCAGAAAAUUUGCUCAAGAAUGGGGAACCACUCAAUAAAGAAAAUAUUUACAUAUCAAAAACAAGUCCUCCAUCUGUUUAUGAAGUAUAUUUAAAGCAAUUUGAAAGUGAUUUUAAGAAUUUUCUAAAGUUACGUUCAAUGGAAUUAGCAGUCGAUGGUAUGAUGGCACUAACAAUUAUGGGAAGAGAAAUUGAUAAAAUUAUUUCUGUUGAAGGGGUAAUUGGCAUGGUACUCAAUCAGAUGGUCCAAGAGGAAUUGGUUGAAAAGGAAAAAUUGGAUAUGUUUGACGUUCCUGCAUACCAUCCCAGAGAAGAUGAGGUAAGACAAGUCAUUAAGGAAGAAGGAUCUUUUACCCUUCAUACAAUGAAGACUUUUAAAAUGGGUUGGGAUGCAAACCUUCAGAAAGAUAUUGUUGUUAAUAAAAAAGUGAGAGGGGAAUUCGUAGCCAAGUACCUCAGAGCUGUUUUUGAACCUCUUUUGAUAGCCAGAUUUGGUGAAAAUAUCAUGGAUGAUUUAUUCAUGAGGGUGGAAAAGUUCGUGGCCGAACUAUUUGAGUUAGAGACAUUAGAAUUUACCAAUAUUAUAUUGUUCUUAACUAGAGAUCAUUGA
This is a messenger RNA of Vicia faba (fava bean), 765 nucleotides long. NCBI's taxonomy places the organism in Eukaryota, Viridiplantae, Streptophyta, Magnoliopsida, Fabales, Fabaceae. The record is from the annotation of a GenBank genome assembly.